Messenger RNA from Prunus dulcis (almond), 934 nucleotides. RefSeq lists its product as uncharacterized. Lineage: Eukaryota; Viridiplantae; Streptophyta; Magnoliopsida; Rosales; Rosaceae. The record is from RefSeq and is a predicted model, not a curated record. Gene Ontology annotation, biological process: regulation of DNA-templated transcription. Gene Ontology annotation, molecular function: chromatin DNA binding; transcription coactivator activity. Bases 119 to 934 code for a protein of 271 amino acids. The transcript is spliced from 6 exons.
UCCUGGUUUUAGAUCGUACCCUUUAGUAUAUAGGAGCAGGAUACUGAUAGUUUCUGGUUUCCGAUCUUUUGCAGUUCAAGUUUUGUUUGAGGGUGGUGUGUUCUGUUGGUUAGAGCUGAUGGAUACUGAUAAUGAGAAGCCUCGGCCUCCUCAAGGUGGUUCAAGCGAACCCUCAAUGUACACAGACAAGAUGUACGCUGAUGAUAAUGAGAGCCCUUCAGAAGAUGAAGAUGGAGAGCCCUCAAUGAGCCCUUCUGAAGAUGAAGAUGGAGAGCCCUCAAUGAGCCCCUCUGAAGAUGAAGAUGGAGAACCCUCAAUGAGCCCCUCUGAAGAUGAAGAUGGAGAGCCCUCAAUGAGCCCUUCUGGAUUUGGAUUGCCCUUAAUGAGCCCUUCUGGAGAUGGAGAUCCCUCAAUAGGCACAGGCGAUUGGAGGAAUCAAUUGCAGCCAGAUACGAGGCAAAAAAUUGUCAACAAGAUAAUGGAGACAUUGAAGAGGCAUCUCCCUUUCUCUAGUCAAGAGGGAUUACAGGAGCUCAAGAAAAUUGCUGUAAGGUUUGAGGAAAAGAUUUAUGCUGCUGCCACAAGCCAGUCGGAUUACCUACGGAAGAUUAGUCUGAAGAUGCUAACAAUGGAGACCAAGUCUCAGAACACAAUGGCCAAUUCUUUACAGUCCUACUCUGAUGAAUCAUUUUUGACUGAGUUGGUUCCGAUUUUUCUUGAUCAAAGUUCUGAAGGUAAUAUUGACCGAAAAAAAGAAAGUUCUGAAGGAUCAUUUUUUACUGAAUUGGGUCCCAUUUUUCUUCAUCAAAGUUCUGAAGGUAAUAUCGAGCAUAGAAAAAAAAGUUCUGAAGGAGCACUUUUGACUGAAUUGGUUCCCACUUUUCUUGAUCAAAGUUCUGAAGAUAAUAUUGACCUGAAAAAAAAAAAAUUCUGA